Messenger RNA from Punctularia strigosozonata HHB-11173 SS5, 1452 nucleotides. Its product is annotated as cytochrome P450. The record is from RefSeq and is a predicted model, not a curated record. The coding region runs from base 1 to 1452 and encodes 483 amino acids. The transcript is spliced from 9 exons. Gene Ontology annotation, molecular function: oxidoreductase activity, acting on paired donors, with incorporation or reduction of molecular oxygen; monooxygenase activity; heme binding. Lineage: Eukaryota; Fungi; Basidiomycota; Agaricomycetes; Corticiales; Punctulariaceae.
AUGACCGCAAUCCAACUAGCUGUCAUGGCCACACUUCUGGUUCUAUACAGGAUAUCACCCUGGCAUCCGCUUGCCACGUUUCCCGGUCCUCUGAGUUACAAGAUCACGAACUUGCGUUAUGCCGAAGUGGUUGCCUCCGGUUGGCGCCACAAAACAAUCCGGAGUCUUCAUGAGCAAUACGGCGAUAUUGUACGGAUAGGCCCGAAUUCGCUCUCGAUCAACUCGAGAUCUGCUAUCGGUCCUGUUUACGCUUCGGCCCAUUGCAUGGAUCGCAGUUCAGCCUACAGUCUGCACGUACUACCUGGGAACGGUCUCUUCUUUAUGCUAGAGAGAGAAUCGCACAAUUCCCGGCGAAAUCAAUGGGCUCCAGCAUUCUCCAACAUCAACUUAGGGAAAUAUGAGAAGAUUCUAGAUGAUCGCGUGAUUGAGCUCACACAGUGCAUUGGCCAGCGACUCAAAGGCAGAAUUGUCAAUAUUGCCGAAUGCAUUGAGCACUGGUCCUACGACUUCAUGGGAGAUUUUGCAUUUGGUCAGAGCAGUGAGCUGGAGCUGAUGAAAAGGGGGGAUCCUUUUCGUCUCGUUGAGAAUGGCAAAAAGGCGACCGCGUUGUUCGAUAUACUCGGGGAAGUCCCUUGGCUCAUGGAUAUACUGUGGUAUCUGCCGAGUACAGCAUCUAUCAAAGCUCUACACACUCUCGCGCGUGGACUCAUAACUCGUCGGGAGCUUCGCGGCGAGGAUCUUGACUAUGGCUCAGAUAUCUCAUCGUAUCUCAUUGAAGAAAAGGAUGGUCAACGUCCACUGACCAGCGACGAAAAGACCAUGGACGCAUUGUUCGCAAUCCAAGCGGGGUCCGACACGACUGCCAACGUUUUGCAAUAUGCAUUUUUCUUCAUAUUGUCGCAUGAUGCUGUGCACAGCAGACUUCGCAAGGAGCUGGAGGAGACUUUUCCGGACCGUCACGGAGUGCUGGCUUUCAAUAUUCUUGCGGAAUUACCGUACCUGAACGCCGUGAUCCAGGAAUCGUUGCGCCUUGGUACUCCCCUAUCUGGACUCCCUCGAGUGACACCCACUGGCGGCUCGUUCAUAGACGGUUCCUAUAUCCCCGGGAACACGGUAGUAUCCGUACCAAAUUACGCUCAACAGCUGGACCCUAGAAACUUCUGUCCGCAUCCGGAACAAUUCAUCCCGGAGAGGUGGCUCCCUGGUGGUCUUGGAGAGGAAUCCAAGGUGGAUGGGAACACAAUCAUGUCUUUCUCAUUCGGGCCAUUCGGCUGCAUUGGCCGUAACUUGGCUAUGCAGGAGCUUCGUAUAGUCAUCGCUCGCCUUCUACUUCGAUUUCAAUUGGCUCUUCCCGAGGGUUUCGAUCCCGUAUCAUAUGCUCAAAAUAUCAAAAAUAUCCGCACGACAUUUUUCCCAUCUCCUCUACAUGCUGUUGUUGUGCGAGAACUGUAG